UCACUAUAACAGAAGGACAUAAUCAGGGUGGUAAUUCCGCAGAACCUUACAGCCAGUCUCGGCCACCAGGGAGCUCACUUCUUUUUUUCCGCUUUCCUGAGGUGCAAAGUCCACUGUCACCAUGUCUGACACAGAGGAAGUAGAAGGCGAGGGAGAAGCCAUAGCAGAGGAAGUAGUUGAAGAGGUAGUUGACGAAGUGGUAGAGGUAGAAGUGGCCCCAGAGGCAGCCCCAGAGCCUGAGCCAGAGGCAGAGCCAGAGCCAGAGCCUGUGCCUGAAGCAGAGCCAGAGCCAGAGCCAGAGCCAGAGCCUGAAGCAGAGCCAGAACCAGAGCCAGAGCCAGAGCCAGAAGAUGUCGCUGAAGAGGAAGCCCAGAAGCCACAGUUCAAGGUACCAAAGAUUCCAGAUGGCGAGAAAGUGGACUUUGAUGACAUUCAGAAGAAACGUCAGAACAAGGAUCUGAUCGAGCUGCAGUCCCUGAUUGAUGCUCACUUCGAGCACAGAAAGAAGGAGGAGGAGGAGCUCAUCGCCCUCAAAGAUAGAAUUGAGAAGCGUAGAGCUGAGAGGUCUGAGCAGAACAGGAUCCGCAGUGAAAAGGAGAAGGAGCGUGCGGCCAGACGUGAGGAGGAAAGGUUGAAGAGGGAGGAGGCAGAUGCCAAGAAGAAGGCUGAUGAAGAAGCCAAGAAGAAGUCCGCCCUCUCCAGCAUGGGAUCCAACUACAGCAGCUAUCUGCAGAAGGCUGACUCAAAGAGAGGUGGAAAGAAGGAAACUGAGAGAGAGAAGAAGAAGAAGAUCCUGGCGAGCAGACGCAAGGCCCUGAACAUCGACCAUCUUAAUGAAGAGAAACUGAAGGAGAAGGCGAAGGAGUUGCAUGAAUGGAUGCAACAGCUGGAGUCUGAGAAGUUUGAUCACAUGGAAAGGCUGAAGAGGCAGAAGUAUGAGGUCACAACACUGCGUAAGAGAGUCGAGGAGCUGAGUAAAUUCUCCAAGAAGGGUAAAACAGUCCGCAGAAAGUAAAUGGCUGUACUCUGCUGAAUGGGGCUCAGACUGCCACCUUACUUCCUGACACGCCUAAUGCAGCAACAAGAACACACACUUACACUAAACUCAUGGCUCAGAAACAAAGUCUUACUGUUUGCUUAUUCACACAAGAUGUGCUACAGUCUACAGAUGUGGCACGGAGCCAAUAGCUGCUGUUGUAGGAUUUUUCCCUCACGCUUUCUCGUCCUGGACUGUUAGGUUCUCAGUAUUUUUGUAAAUAAAGUGUGACUCUUCAACCUUGUCUGUAGAUCUGUUAUUACCCAAACCGUAAAUAAAUCAACAAUAUUUUUA
This is a messenger RNA of Esox lucius (northern pike), 1330 nucleotides long. RefSeq names its product troponin T type 3a (skeletal, fast) (gene tnnt3a). Gene Ontology annotation, biological process: muscle contraction; sarcomere organization; regulation of muscle contraction. The record is from RefSeq and is a predicted model, not a curated record. The transcript is spliced from 15 exons. Gene Ontology annotation, cellular component: troponin complex. Gene Ontology annotation, molecular function: troponin C binding; tropomyosin binding; troponin I binding. NCBI's taxonomy places the organism in Eukaryota, Metazoa, Chordata, Actinopteri, Esociformes, Esocidae. The coding region runs from base 122 to 1015 and encodes 297 amino acids.